GCAUCGUCGAACAAGAGAACACUCACUGCGAGGAAAUGCAAGGCACUGCCAUGCACCAGCGUCAGCAACCGCAGGUUCCCAUUACCCUGAGAGGGUCGUCUGAACUCGUGACGGAGUUCUUUGGCUUUUGCAUCAACAAGUACGUGAUCGUUCCAUCCCAUGUGAGUUGAACGUGCCCCAGCAUCCUGUAUCAACGAGGCAUUUACCCCCCGGAAACAUUUACUCGAGUCCCCAAGUACGGUCUUGCAAUGGUCGUCACAGCCGACGAGAAACUCAGCGCAUAUCUCAAGAGCGUCCUCGAACAACUGGCUGGAUGGCUCGUAGAGAGUCAAGUGCAGAAAACCGUCUUGGUGGUCACCAACGCAAACACGGACGAAGUUCUCGAGCGAUGGAUGUUUGACAUCCAUGCGGACUCGCCGCACCCUACUUCCCACAGCGUCCAACCUGUGGAUAUCAAACCUGUCAAAGACAUCGUGAACGAAAUCCAAGCGAUCAUGCGCCAGAUCACAGCGAGUGUGUCCUUCCUGCCAUUGCACAACGACCCGUGCACAUUCGACCUGCUCGUGUACACAGACAAGGACGUGCAUGUGCCUCAAACAUGGGAGGAAUCGGAUCCGCGACUAGUCGAGAACUCCGUCGAAGUCCGGCUGCGCUCGUUCACCACCAAGGUGCACAAAGUGGACGCCAUGGUCGCGUACAAAGACCCGGACACGACCAUCUAGCUCAUUGGGCUCGGGCCAUGUCAUUGGAUGGAUCCAUCAUAUGCCAUUUUUCUGAGGGUGCCGACCUCAAUGCAAAGAGUAGCGUUAGAGUAUGCUGUGCUUAUGUGGUUUUAUCCUUUGCAAACUUUGUCGCAAGUUUUCCAAUCUCGGCCUUGAACGUGGCUUCAUCGAAAUGGCCUUCCUCGUCAAAGAACCUCCCAACGUACAGCUUCUCCUCGACGUGCUUGCUUGAAUUCACCAAGGACUCGAUGCCAACCGUGUAAUACUCCUGGAAUUUCGGGAACUGCGCGCGUACGACGCAUUUUUCGUUGUCCUAAGGUAGUAGUAGAUUAGAAGAUUGUUGUGAAUCGAUGACGCAUGAUAUGCCA
Aphanomyces invadans is the source of this 1090-nucleotide messenger RNA. RefSeq lists its product as hypothetical. Gene Ontology annotation, cellular component: kinetochore; nucleoplasm; cytoplasm. The record is from RefSeq and is a predicted model, not a curated record. The transcript is spliced from 5 exons. Bases 249 to 722 code for a protein of 157 amino acids. NCBI's taxonomy places the organism in Eukaryota, Oomycota, Saprolegniomycetes, Saprolegniales, Verrucalvaceae. Gene Ontology annotation, biological process: mitotic spindle assembly checkpoint signaling.